Molecule: messenger RNA, 1800 nt
Organism: Mya arenaria
Lineage: Eukaryota; Metazoa; Mollusca; Bivalvia; Myida; Myidae
Exons: 1
Coding region: 1-1800 (599 amino acids)
Biological process (GO): protein phosphorylation
Molecular function (GO): protein kinase activity; ATP binding
Source: RefSeq, a predicted model, not a curated record
AUGGAUAUGCGAAUCGACAGCGAGGUUACUGAAAAUCUGAACACCACACACUUUGGCAUAACUGCUGAUUUGAAAGAUUGCGUUUCUAAUACAGCAGCUACAGAUUCUAGCCUAGACAUGGUUACACAAACGUUUAUUGAAACAAGUGAUUUGGGUGAAAAUGAUGGUAAAGGUACACACAGUUUAACAACAACAACUUUUAUCUGUGACAAAGAUGGCACAUGUGCAAAUGCUGUAUCAGCAGCUUGUGAAACAAGUGUAUUCUGUGAAAAAGACGGCAUAGGUGCAAACGCUGUUUCAACAUUUCUUGAAACAAGUGUAAUCCAUGAAAGAGAUGCCACAGGUGCAAACGCUGUUCUUACAUUUCCUGAAACAAGUGUAAUCCAUGAAAAAGAUGGCACAGGGGCAACUGCUAUUCCAACAAUUCCUGAAACAAGUGCAAUGUGUGUAAACAAUGGUACAGGAACAAAUACUAUUUCGACAAUUCCUAAAGUAGAUGUAAUCUGUGAAAAAGAUGGCAAAUGUUCAAAGACUGUUCAGACAAUUCCUGCAACAAGUGUAAUCUUUGAAAAAGAUGGUUCAGAUGCAAACACCGUUUCAACAGGUUAUUUCUGUGAAAAAUAUGGUGCAGCAGUAAACAAAGCACCAACAGUUACCGAAACAAGUAUUUUGAUCGAAAAUGAGUGUACAUGUUCAAAUGCUAUUUCAACAGUUACAGAAACAAGUUUUUUGGGUGAUGUUACAACUGAAUUCUUAGAUAUUUCAACAGGAUUUGUGGAUUCUGUGGAAACCAGACUGGACAAGGAUGAAAAUGAAAAUGAUAUUAAAGCUAAGCUUACUGGAAAAAACUCAAGAAAGAGUAUGGGUUCUUCUGAUAAUUUAGUUGCAGAGCAACCACCAGUUAAAAAAGGGUUUACACAGUUGGAUGCUAAUACUGACAACUUAAAUGUAAGGUUUGGAGACUUCAAAUUAUUGGAAAAAAUAGGGGAGGGUGGUUUUGGUGAGGUUUACAAAGGUGAAUAUUUGGGAACAGAUAUUGCAGUGAAGAAAGUUAAGAUAAAACGCAUGAAAGUUGUGAAACAGUCAGUGUUGCAAGAAGUUGUCACAAACAGUCAUCUUAGGCAUCCAAACAUUGUUCUACUGAUGGGUUACUCAAUCAAUACUGACUGUCUCUAUCUUCUCACAGAGUUCAUUGCAGGUCCAAAUUUGGAUGAUGUGCUUUUUGCUGACAAUGAGUACGAAUUUACUGUGCCUCAAAAACAUGCAGUGGCAUUGCAAGUAUGUCAGGGUGUAGCAUAUUUACAUAAUCAUAAUCCAAUAGUUAUUCACAGAGACAUUAAGCCUGAAAACAUUUUGCUGACGAGAAAUUUGGAAACGGCAAAACUUUGUGACAUGGGAUUGUCUAAGGUGAAGGUAAUGAAUACCAUGACCAAAACAGUUGCAGAUCGCAGAGAGACACAGCCAGGAACUCCAGCUUAUCAAGCUCCAGAGAUUCUUCUGCAAGCUAGGAGAGGCAGAACACAAGCAGAUGUUUGGAGCCUCUGUUGUUCAUUAGUUGAGCUCUUUACUGCCAAAACCAUAUGGGACUUGACCAGUGAGGAUGAUGAAAAUGACGACUCUGUCCAGGUUAUAAUCCGGGCAAUGCAAAGAAAGGAUAUGCCACAUGGGUUAAGUAAUUUAGACAGGGAGCAUACCCUUUCAGUGCAGCUGAAGGCUGUUAUUCAGAAGGGCUUAUCAUACCAGAUUGAGGACAGACCGACAGCAUUAGACUUUGUAGUUGCGCUAAAACAUGAACUUUAA